Molecule: messenger RNA, 2416 nt
Organism: Acanthopagrus latus (yellowfin seabream)
Lineage: Eukaryota; Metazoa; Chordata; Actinopteri; Spariformes; Sparidae
Gene: ralba
Product: v-ral simian leukemia viral oncogene homolog Ba (ras related)
Exons: 5
Coding region: 255-878 (207 amino acids)
Biological process (GO): Ras protein signal transduction
Cellular component (GO): plasma membrane
Molecular function (GO): GDP binding; GTP binding; GTPase activity
Source: RefSeq, a predicted model, not a curated record
UGUUACAUCCGGCCAUCCGUAGUUUUCACUUCCGGAAGGUGGGGCUUUUGUUGCAGGAGCGCUUUGCAUUUGGAGAACCAAUGCCUCGAAAUGCUCUAUUAAUGCAGGCGUCAAGAUAACAUCAACCGAGGGGCAGAAAUACAAAUCCUGCUUCGGGUUGUGUCAGAGAGUGCCUGGGCGCAGAGACGUGUAUGCGUGGGUGUGUGUGCGCAUGUGUGUGAGUGUGUGAAAGAGACAGACAGAAGAAUCCAGCGAUGGCUACUGGUAAAGGUAAAAACCAGAGCUCUCUGACACUGCACAAGGUGAUCAUGGUGGGCAGUGGAGGCGUGGGGAAGUCGGCCCUCACCCUGCAGUUUAUGUACGAUGAGUUUGUGGAAGACUACGAGCCCACCAAGGCAGACAGCUACAGGAAGAAGGUGGUGCUGGACGGGGAGGAGGUCCAGAUUGACAUUCUGGACACAGCCGGCCAGGAGGACUACGCUGCCAUCAGGGACAACUAUUUUCGCAGCGGGGAGGGCUUCCUGCUGGUCUUCUCCAUCACAGAGCACGAGUCCUUCACUGCCACUGUGGAGUUCAGGGAGCAGAUCUUGCGGGUGAAGGCGGAAGAGGACAAGAUCCCUCUCCUGCUGGUGGGAAACAAGUCGGACCUGGAGGAGCGUAGGCAGGUAUCUGUGGAUGAGGCCCGAGGGAAGGCAGAGGAGUGGGGCGUCCAGUAUGUGGAGACGUCAGCCAAAACCAGAGCCAACGUUGACAAGGUGUUCUUUGACCUGAUGCGUGAAGUACGAGGGAAGAAAAUGUCAGAAAACAAAGACAAAAAUGGAAAAGGAAAGAACAAGAAGAACAAGAAGAGCUUCAGAGAAAGAUGCUGUUUACUUUGAACUCUUCAUGGACCGUAACAACCCACAGUACAGCUGUUAAGUUAAUGCGGAACAAAGCAGAGCGUCCUUGCCAUCGUCAUUCAAAUGAAAUCUGAUCUUUUUGUAAUAGCUGGUUAUAGUCUAGUGUAAGGAACAAUCUCAACCACUUUAUUUUUAAUGAAAUUUGAUUCAAUGGAGGAUAACCACUGUUAUGUGACUGUGACUCGGACUGCAGUGCUUGAUGGCUCGUAGUAGGCCGACAACCAAACUGCCAGUGACACUAACUCUGCUGCUCAAGACGUUUUCCACUGUUUAACUCAGCGAUUAUACUGCCUUUGACCUUCGUUCAGUGUGUCUUACACCCGAAUUGUUGAGUCUUUGUUAACAGUGCUCUUAAUUUCUUUACCCGCUCUCAGUCUUAACCCAGUCUGUUAGUGUAAACCCAUUGAAUCCAUGUUCAUCAAUUUACAAGGAACUCUAAUGCUGCUGUCUGUCAUGUUUGUAAUCUUUUAUGAUGACAUUUAAUGUCGACUGUUGAAGAUGUUGGCCUCAUGAACUCAUUCAUCUGUCCCGACUCUGAUCUCUUUGACUUCAGAGCAUGUUUGGGACGACUGUUUCAAGCGUUUUCAUCUUACAGCCCUCGAGGCUGCAGAUUUCUUUUUUUAAGUUCAUUUGAGGAUCUGUGAUUUUCUGACCACAGAAAAUCACAAGAGAACUUGUUUGCCAAAAAGGGUUAUUUUAUUCGAUUUUUUUUUAUCAGGCCUAAAACCACAAAUCAAUCAUAAGAUGCUUUGUGGUUUUUCAGCUGCAGCAAAAAAUAAAAUCUUUUGUGAAUCACAGAAAGGAACAAAUCACAGCUUCAUUUAAAAUAUUUAAACAUCUGAAAAGAAGCUUGUUGUUACUAGCAUCGUGUUGCUGGUAAAUGAGCAUUGUCUAAAAUGAAAGAGUAGACCUGUUUUUCUCAAUGGUGCUCUGCCAUGUUUCUGUAAUCCAGCCCCUCUCACAGUUCAGACAACUUCCUGUUUUACACGACUGUUGAAUUUGGAGUCUGUACUGUGCGAUAGGUGUUGACAAUCCAGGAGGCCAUCAAACUUUUAAAAAUCAACAGCGUGUCAUUACCCUCAAGAGUUCAGAUUUUCUUAUUAUGCUUUGGUCUUUUGAAUAACAUGCACUACAUUUCAGAUACCUAAGAAGUGGACUUCAUGUUGGAGUCAUUUUUAAACAGUUUGUGCCAACAAAAUCACACACACACACACAUACACUCACAGAAAAAUCAAACUAUGUUUGUGGAUGUACAGUAUGUAUGUUAAUUAACAGAGUGUAUGUGCAUUUACCAGAAAAUCCCACAACCUUUCUGUGUCGGCGUGCGUGAAGCUUUGACGAGAGAGCCAACUUCUUAACUGUUUAAUCAAGUGCUACAAUGAACAAGAUGUUUGUACCACUGCCUGAAACAUUUCUUUGUAACUUGUCCUCCCCUGUUCCUUUACUUCCUCCAGCUGUGAGUAUGCUUUUAUUGCUCUGCAGCGCGUGUUGUCGAAUAAAUGCUUUUUUUUCUCCUU